CUUUCCUUCUCUAAGACACAUCCGACGUGUAACCUCACCCUUUUAAAAUACGGUCGCAUCGUCUGAAGUCGCCGCUUUUAAGCAUCUCGACGUGAAAUUGACGGAUGACAGGAUGACGGGCGCCUAUUCUCGCCACGCCGGAGGCCGCGGCCCUCGAAGCUCUUCUCAACCGGGCACCUCUCGACACCAUUACGGAACUGGCCACGCUAAAUCUCGGUCGGGUUCAUCAAUUGAUGACCUGCUUGGUCCUUACGGUCUUGCGCACGUACAAGGUGAAAUUGAAGGAUGUACCUGGAGAUUUCUCCCACGCCGAAUCAGACCGAUUUCGUUCCGCAAGGUUACUAUCCUUUGCCUAGCCUUAGUCUUCAUCUGUAGCGCUUGGGUAUUCAGUAAGAAUCCGGGAAAAUCAUCCAUUACAGAGCCUGUCAUCGUUGAUGGAUACUUGCCUCCUAUUCCCCAUCUCCCCGCAGGGUACACUGUACCUGAAGAGACUAACCACGCUGUUCAAUGGCUACGAGAUAACACUAUCUUGGACCUGCAAGACAUCCCCGCUGAUCAGAUGCAAACACUUUUCGAGACACGUCCGAAAGCCGCUUUCAUCUCCCUUGUGCGAAACGAAGAGCUUGAAGACAUGAUCUCCAGCAUCCUCCAAGUGGAGGCUCGUUUCAACGGAAGAGAAACCCAUCAAUACGAUUGGGUGUUCUUCAAUAACGAGGAGUUUACUGACAAAUUUAAGGAUGCCGUAUCCAAAGCGACCAAAUCCCAGUGCUACUUCGAACGUAUUCCGGAGGAGAAUUGGAGUAUUCCGCCCUGGAUCGACGUCACACGGUUCGAUGUCGGCCGCCAAUUCAUGGGAGGUAUUGGUGUAGGCAAAGCGUGGCUACAGAGUUACCAUCAUAUGUGUCGCUGGAACGCGGGUCUCUUUGCGAUGGAGCAACGUCUUGCUGACUAUGACUGGUUUUGGCGAGUCGAGCCUGCGGUUCAGUUUUACUGCGACAUCAACUACGAUGUCUUCCGCUUCAUGCAAGAUAAUAACAUGGCGUACGGGUUCAACAUGGCGAUUCUUGACGACGCUCGAUCCUUUCCUUCUCUCUGGGAACGAACCCAAGCAUUUAUCGACCGUAACGGCGAGCUAGUUGAUGAAGACGCAGAUUUUAACUGGUUGUUGCACACCGCCGAGGAUCAAGAUGAUACGAUUCGUCCACAGACCGGUGCCAAAGGGGCCGCGGCUGACGGCGACUAUAACAAUUGCCAGUUUUACUCCAACUUUGAGAUUGGCUCGUUGAAGUUCUUCCGCAGUAAUGAACACCAAGCCUAUUUCGAUCACCUUGACAGAGCAGGCGGGUUCUACUAUGAGCGAUUCGGUGAUGCCCCUGUUCAUACGCUCAGCGUUAGUAUGUUUUUACCCAAGAGUCGAAUUUGGUACUUCCGUGAUAUCGGCUAUGCGCACGGCCUUUGUGAACAAUGUCCUCCCCAUGAACACCAGUUAGAACUCGACGAUCAAUCCCACACCCAGUUUCCGCGACAAGUCGGCGAGCAAGGAGACGCCGGUGCCUUUGAUGUUGAAUCCCUUGUGAUGGGCCCUUUUCAAGGUUAUGGCAAUAACCACCGCCGAUGGAAUACGAUGGCGAAGGAUGUUGAGCGCCAGAAAGGAAUCCCCGGUCUUUCGUGCGGCUGCACUGUCAGUGCAAUUGACAACGACAACGCCAAAUUGGUCCCCUAUGAAUCGAAGCAGCGAAAGCCUUCGGAUCCGUGCAUACUGUUACAGAGAACAUUGCAGAUGGCGAUGGUGUUGAGUAUAUUCUGGAUGGCCGAGAUGGUAAUCCCUUCGGGUAGACGCAUUUUCCGCAGAGCAUUACUCUCCACAUCCAUUGUCUUUGGCGUUUACUGGGGAAUGUAUCUGGUCUUUACCGGCCUUAGAUCUUCCCCUGCAGUCGAUAGCCCCUAUAGAAUUUACCUCAUGGCACCGCUUAACGUGGAGCCAACCGAGACGUGAAGUGAUACCCGUCGACAAAGGCCCGGACUAGGAGAAUUGGCCAUUCUUCUAGCGUAUUGUUUUUUUUUUUCGUUUAUUUGCCUUCCAUCCACAGGAGUCCGGGAAUCGGCACUGAGUCACCAAGUCACACGGGACGUUUUGUUCUCACCUUCCCGAUAAUCCAAAACCAGUGUUUCGAGGUUUUGAGUUUUUG
This is a messenger RNA of Hypoxylon trugodes, 2189 nucleotides long. Its product is annotated as glycolipid 2-alpha-mannosyltransferase-domain-containing protein. Gene Ontology annotation, cellular component: Golgi apparatus; membrane. The transcript is spliced from 6 exons. Gene Ontology annotation, molecular function: alpha-1,2-mannosyltransferase activity. Gene Ontology annotation, biological process: protein N-linked glycosylation; cell wall mannoprotein biosynthetic process; protein O-linked glycosylation. The record is from RefSeq and is a predicted model, not a curated record. The coding region runs from base 113 to 1996 and encodes 627 amino acids. NCBI's taxonomy places the organism in Eukaryota, Fungi, Ascomycota, Sordariomycetes, Xylariales, Hypoxylaceae.